AUGCUCACGCGUCUUCUCAGAGACGUCGAGGCGACUCUGGUCAACCAUCAGUCGUUGAAAGCCCAUUUUGAUUACGCCGUUGAACGCAACGGAGACUUGAAUCCGGAUUUACGAACAGCCCACGAAUCAGAACUGAAGACUUUUCUCAUUGCUUUGCUAUCCUCGAAGGAGGUGAAGGUCAUUGGCGGCUCCCGCAGCUACAUUGGCCAGCUUGUUUUGUCGGUUAUGCAACAGAAUGAAACGAACGAGGUACGAUCCUCUCCUCCCUCUGUAUAUAUGUAGAA
This is a messenger RNA of Soboliphyme baturini, 284 nucleotides long. The record is from the annotation of a GenBank genome assembly. Lineage: Eukaryota; Metazoa; Nematoda; Enoplea; Dioctophymatida; Soboliphymatidae.